AUGGAUACAGAUGAGGAUGAUUCAAGAGAUGAUUCACCCGUUUUUUGUCGAUCACAAUCACAUCCUGGGGAUGAUCCAUGUCGUCAGGUUGAACGACCACAUUUUCUACAGCUUCCCGGAGACAAGAACGCGGCCAAGAAACGGUCGCUGUCACUAGGGCAUCGAACUGUGAAGAAUGCUCUUGUACGUUCUAAAACACCGAGUGGAGAAACAAAGUCAUCAGUGCUGUUACCUAGGAGACGGCGCUGCAAAUCUUUGGAGCGACCACAUAGAUCUUCAGAUAAUUUUGUGUCACCACAUCUUGCCCAAUCAGCUCCUACCACAUCCGUGAUAUUGGAGUGGGAAGAGUCUGCCGCUACGCGUAGUGAAUCUGAAGAUAGCGAAGACGAUGAACCACCUAAGAGGACAAUGUUUGAACUGAUAAUGAACAACACGCUUGCAUUUGGUAUUGAAUAUUGUUACGCCACAGAAACAGCCUUAGUGACUCCGAUAUUACUGCGUAUCGGUCUACCAGAUUCACUUUAUAGUUUAACGUGGUUCAUAAGUCCAAUUUUAGGGUUUAUAUUCCAGCCUGUGAUUGGCUCUACAAGUGACAGGUGCACUUGUAGCUGGGGUCGUCGCCGGCCAUUUGUGUUCGCUUUAUGUAUUGGUGUUAUGAUAGGAUUAACUCUCUUACUAAACGGCAAUGAUAUCGGAAAAGCAAUCACUGAACUACAAACUGAUAAUGUUGCCAGCAUAGUACUGACCAUAGUCGGAGUUGUCAUGUUGGAUUUCUGCGCAGAUUCUUCGGAUAGUCCCGCGAGGGCCUAUAUGAUUGAUGUGUGUAACUCGGAUGACUUAGAGAAAGGAUUAAAUCUGCAUGCAAUGCUUGGAGGUCUUGGAGGUGGUAUCAGCUACAUUAUGGCCGGCAUCAGCUGGGAAAAAACAAAACUGGGUCAACUUCUUGGAGGUCAUUACAGGGUCGUUUUUAUAUUUAACAUAAUUGUAUGUUUUGUAACAUUUUUGCCAACGCUCUUCAGUAUCAAGGAAAUUCCGCUGAAAUCAAGUUCUUCUGCUUUGAAAGCAACAGAAGAGUCCUCACUGCCGACUUCAAUUGGACCUAGUUCAACAUACGGCAGCAUUAAUCAGACACCUGAACUUAUUGUGGAAGUUAAUCAUUAUGAUCGCCGCAAUAGUUACCAUGGUUACACAGAAUCUGAGGAAACACCACUACCUCCAAGGACGUUGUCAGAUUCUGAUAGUGACGAUGACCAUUCAAAAAAGCAUGUCACUCGGUCAAGAACUCGGACUCGGUCAUCGUCAAGUAGGACAGACUCGCCCGAAGUAAAAAGGACACUUGUAAAAAUUGAUAAAAAAGUUGGUAAGAUUGAAUCAAACGUUGAAAGCAUGGAACAUUCAGUGAAAAAUAUUGAACGUAAAGUUACAGAUCUUGAGUCAUCGAUUAAAAGUUUGCAAGAUUUCUCUACAUUGCCGCCAGUAAAAGAGACACGAAGGAGCAGUCAACAUAGUUCAAAUUCCAGUGAUGAGCCAACAUCUGUAUGGCAAUUAAUGAAGUCCAUCAUUUUCAUGCCUGGGAUACUAAGACGUCUUUGUCUUAAUCACUUCUUUGGAUGGUUUGGCGUUGUUUCAUAUUUACUAUUUUUUACUGACUUUGUAGGCCAGGUUGUUUACAACGGCGACCCAAAGGCAGAACUCAACACUACAGCAAGAGACAAUUAUGAUGACGGUGUCAAGAUGGGAUGUUGGGGAAUGUGUAUAUUUGCAUUCUCAGCUGCUAUAUAUGGAUUUUUAUUUGAACGUAUAUUGAACUAUGUGAGUAUACGUACAGCGUAUGUUGGUGGUGAACUCGUAUUUGCUGUUGGUAUUGGUUUGAUGUCAAUAUUCAACAACAAUGUUUACGUCACUUUGUCCAUGUGUUCGACAGUAGGGAUUAUGUUUACAACAAUUACGACAUUACCGUUUACUAUCGUAUCAGAAUUCCACGAUUGCGAUAGUUAUGUCUAUGGAUCAGACAAAGGUGCCCGUGGAUUGGGAACCGAUAUCUCAUCAUUAAGUUGUCAAAUAUUCUUAGCACAGAUUCUUGUCUCUGUGCUUCUUGGAACUGUUAUCCGUGCCACUGGAUCUCAUCUGGCCAUAGUCUUGUUUGCUUCUGGGGCAGGCUUUCUAGCAGCAUUCUGUUCUGCCCUUAUUGUGGUGUAUGAAGUUCCUGAACCUUCAGAUGAGGUAGAACCACUUAUACGAAAUGAUGAUGCUGUUGCUUAG
Saccoglossus kowalevskii is the source of this 2262-nucleotide messenger RNA. Its product is annotated as membrane-associated transporter protein-like. Gene Ontology annotation, molecular function: sucrose:proton symporter activity. Gene Ontology annotation, cellular component: membrane. NCBI's taxonomy places the organism in Eukaryota, Metazoa, Hemichordata, Enteropneusta, Harrimaniidae. The record is from RefSeq and is a predicted model, not a curated record.